AUGGCAUCCACCCCAGCCGAGACAGAGCCGGCCGCCGACCCGAUCCACGCAGACCCUGCGGUUGAAGACGACUAUAAUCCUGAUGAGAUCCAGAGUCUGUUGACUUCUUCUACGGCCUCCCUCACCGAUAGUGUCCGCGAGUAUCGCCAACUCCACGGCCGGACCUACACCCAAAAGACGAAUUAUUUCGCACCGAAUGAUGACCAGCAGAACGAUGCCCUGGAUUUCAACCACUACUGGGUUACCGACUUCCUGGGCGAUAGACUCUUCCUGGCCCCGAUUGGCGAUAAUCCCCAGAAAGUGUUGGAUCUCGGCACUGGCACCGGGAUCUGGGCCAUGGACUUCGCCGACCAGUUCCCGUCCGCCGAUGUGAUCGGCAUCGACAUCUCGCCGAUCCAGCCGUCGUGGGUCCCCCCGAACUGCAGGUUCCAGAUCGACGACUUUGAGAAACCGUGGACGUUUUCGGACCCUUUCGACUUCGUCCACGCCCGCAACCUCGAGGGCUGCAUCGCGGACCUGCCCAAUUUUUUCAAGCAGAUAUACGACAACACGAGGCCGGGCGGGUGGUUCGAGAUGAUCGAGUUCGACCCCGAAGCGCGGUCCCAGAGCCUGGGCGAGCUGGGCGAGGACCACAUCUUCAAGCGGUGGUACAGGUACCUGGAGACCGCCUCGACCAAGAUGGGGAAGCCGCACGGGAACGCCGCCAACCGCAGGCUCGCCAAGGGCAUGAGGGAGGCCGGCUUCGUCGAUGUUGUCGAGCUGAAGUGGACCAUACCGAUCGGGGCCUGGCCGGCCAAGCCCGACAUGAAGAAGCUGGGCAUCUGCAAUCUGGAGUACAUCGAGCAAUCGCUGGAAGGGUUCGGCCUCUUCCUGCUGAAAGAAGCGCUGGGCUUUUCAUACGAGGAAGUGCAAGUCACGCUUGCGGAAAUGAGGUCUGCACUUCGCAACCCGAAGAACAUGCCGUUCUAUUACAUGCACGCCGUAUAUGCACGCAAGCCGGGGAAAGGCCAGGGAAGCGUUCUUGCUGCAGCAUGA
Colletotrichum graminicola M1.001 is the source of this 1035-nucleotide messenger RNA. Its product is annotated as methyltransferase domain-containing protein. The record is from RefSeq and is a predicted model, not a curated record. Gene Ontology annotation, molecular function: methyltransferase activity. Lineage: Eukaryota; Fungi; Ascomycota; Sordariomycetes; Glomerellales; Glomerellaceae. The coding region runs from base 1 to 1035 and encodes 344 amino acids. The transcript has 7 exons.